Molecule: messenger RNA, 1665 nt
Organism: Penicillium coprophilum
Lineage: Eukaryota; Fungi; Ascomycota; Eurotiomycetes; Eurotiales; Aspergillaceae
Product: mitochondrial 37S ribosomal protein mS47
Exons: 5
Coding region: 1-1665 (554 amino acids)
Biological process (GO): L-valine catabolic process
Cellular component (GO): mitochondrion
Molecular function (GO): 3-hydroxyisobutyryl-CoA hydrolase activity
Source: RefSeq, a predicted model, not a curated record
AUGUAUACUUCGAACGUUAUCACUUUCCUGAGUCAGCCCAAGGGCUACAGCUUAUGUAGUAGCCAAGCGGCUUCUUAUAUAAUAUCAGAGGUUGUCGGUUAUGGGCGGAGAGUUGACCCUCGGAGCGGAGAGAAAAUCCAGCGAAAAACUCCCGAGGUCAAGAAAGCGGAGAAAACACCUGAUUGUCACCACAUAAACACCUUCCCUGGUUCUCGUCAUAUUCCAGUUCUAAUGUUACUUCGCCAAUUCAAUCGCGUCUCCUCGCCGAGCUGGAUCUCGCGCGUUCCUUCAAUGCCUCUACGCGCCAAGGUGACCAACCCUGCCUUUCGGGCAACAGCUAUGAUGUCGACUUCACCCGAGAUCCCCAAAGAACUCCCCGGCGAUGAGCGCGACGAUGUUCUGUUCAACUCGAUCUACGGCCUCCGCAGCGUUGAGCUUAACCGACCCAAGAAGCUCAACUCCCUCAAUGGCUCGAUGGCUCGCAAGAUUCUCCCUCGAUUGAAGGAGUGGGAGAAAUCUCAUCUUGCGAACAUGAUCCUCAUCUCCGGAGCUGGCACCAAGGCUCUCUGUGCAGGCGGCGACGUUGCCGCCCUGGCACUGCAAAAUGAGAGUGGAGUGGAAGGACAAAAUGCAUCAACAGACUUCUUCGGACUCGAAUACCGCCUCGACCACCUGAUCGCUACAUACUCGAAGCCUGUUAUCUCAUUUAUGGACGGAAUCACCAUGGGCGGUGGUGUGGGCCUCAGCAUGCACGCCCCCUUCCGAAUUGCGACUGAGCGUACCUUGUUUGCUAUGCCCGAGACCACGAUUGGCUUCUUCCCCGAUGUUGGCGGCUCGUUCUUCCUCCCACGUCUCGAUGGUGAGACCGGCACAUACCUGGCUUUGACUUCGGAGCGCCUGAAGGGUGUCCAGGCUCUGUAUGCCGGCGUUGCUACACACUACCUGCACUCCAGCGUAUUGAGCAGUGUCGCGCAGCGUCUUUCCGAGCUGACUUUCCCCGACCACGUCGAGCUUCCCGAGCGAUUGGAAAUCGAGGAGCCUAUGCUCAUGGCUGGUAGCCUGCGCACUGCCAUUGACCGCUGCUUCAAAUUCAACACUGUCGAGGAGAUCAUCCAGGCUUUGGAGGAGGAAACUGAGCACAAGGAGUGGGCACAAAAGACAUUAGAGACUCUGUCAGGCCGCUCUCCGACUUCUCUGAAGGUGACUCUGCGCCAGAUGCGUCUUGGCAAGAAGUGGUCUAUCUCAGAGACCUUCCAGCGCGAGCACAAGGUCGCUGCCAACUUCAUGCGCCACCCUGAUUUCGUCGAGGGUGUCAAGGCCCGUCUGGUAUCCAAGCCUCCCCGUCAGCCCGAGUGGCAGCCCGCUACUCUCAAAGAGGUCUCUGAUGAGACCGUGGAUAGCUUCUUCGAGAUUGCCGACCAUGAGUCCCGCUUACCACUUCUGAGCAAGGGAGAUUACGCAAACUACCCUUAUGCCCACUUCGCUCUUCCCUCCGAGGCAGAGAUUGAGAAGAUUGUGCGCCAAGGCCACCCAUCGCGGAGACCUGUGGUCGAAUACUUCCUCCAGAAAUACGCCCACCGCGAGGGUGUGCGCCGAAAGGUCGUUGAGGUGAUUGCCCGCCGGACGACGACAUCAUCUCCCGAAGGACUCAAGUGGGUGGAUUAG